Messenger RNA from Helianthus annuus (common sunflower), 1108 nucleotides. RefSeq names its product plant cysteine oxidase 2. Gene Ontology annotation, molecular function: oxidoreductase activity, acting on single donors with incorporation of molecular oxygen, incorporation of two atoms of oxygen. The transcript has 5 exons. The record is from RefSeq and is a predicted model, not a curated record. The coding region runs from base 102 to 968 and encodes 288 amino acids. NCBI's taxonomy places the organism in Eukaryota, Viridiplantae, Streptophyta, Magnoliopsida, Asterales, Asteraceae.
AUAGAUCAACAUCUGUGUUCUAUACACUUAUUUCCAUCUCCUAUAUAAGUUCUUGAUUGAAUCUAACAAGGUUCGAUUCAAAAUCGAGUUUUAUCUCGAUCAUGACGACUGAGACGAAGCCGUCAGAUCAAAACCCGAGGGUUAAUGCUAAAGUUGACGGUGUUAGUAGGAGAACAAAGAGGAAAAGACGUUGCCGCGAAACCAACAUGACCAUGGUACGAUCUCCUCCAGUCAUGUUUCCGACCUUGGUACGAUCUCCUCCAGUCAUGUUUCCGUUGCAGAGGUUGUAUCUAUCGUGUUUAGAGGUGUUUAAAGGCGUUGGCACUGUUCCUUCACCUGCUGGUGACCUGAUGCUCCGCGGUAUUCUUGAUGGUCUGAUGCCGGAGGAUAUCGGACUAUCGAGGAAUCUGCGAUUCCUUGAUCAUGAUAAUACCGUAUUUUACACCAUGAUAUGUCAGUGCGAAAACUUUUUGUUGUAUGCUCUCCUUUUACCGGAAAAUGCAGUCAUACCUCUCCAUGACCAUCCAGAAAUGACUGUUUUCAGCAAACUUUUGGUUGGAAAAGUGCACAUAAAAUCAUAUGAUUUGGUUAAUCCUGAUGUCAUUGAUAACCCUCCACCCUCAUCUCAAUUGAAAUUGGCAUGUUUGAAAGAGGAUGGUAUCUUCACAGCCCCAUGCAAGACUUCUGUACUGUAUCCAACAUCAGGAGGAAAUAUACAUGCAUUCACGGCUAUAACACCAUGUGCAAUUCUUGAUGUGGUUGGACCCCCUUUUUCUAAAGAAGAUGGUCGAGAUUGUACCUACUACAGAGAUGUUUCACAUGCCAUUCCACCAAAUGAAAAUAUGUUGAAGAAAGAAGAGGAAGGAAAGGGUUAUCGAUGGUUAGAGGAGAUUGAAAUUCCGCUAGAGUCGCUGAAAAUGGAUCGAAUGGAGUAUCUUGGUCCUGAGAUCAUUGAGGUUAGUCAAUAAGUAUGGUGUACCAUGGAAGAUCAAUAACACAUGUAUGCUGUUCUCUUCGUAAUGUUUGUGUUUUAGGUUUAUCGUUGGUUUGUUGUACAUGACUAAAUGUUUCUAAUGUAGUAAUGUGCGUAUUUUGUUUUCCACUCAUA